Molecule: messenger RNA, 1761 nt
Organism: Leptosia nina
Lineage: Eukaryota; Metazoa; Arthropoda; Insecta; Lepidoptera; Pieridae
Source: the annotation of a GenBank genome assembly
AUGACUCUCGGCUUAGAAAGUGCUUUUAAAAUAGUCUUCGGCGUGUCGCGGGUUCUUGGUGUUGCACCCAUCAGGUUUUCGGAUAUGCCCCGUGUUUCCAAAAUAUUGGUUAUAUAUGGCGGCAUAUUGCUUUUGCUUACAAGCUACGUAUAUGGAGGUGAGGGUGCAUUUUUAGUAGCAGAGUGGAUUAAAAAAAGAGGAGACGUUAACUUCACAGUGAAGGGCAGUUUAAUGCGCCUGUUGGAAGCGUCCGUCGAUUAUAUCAUUUAUGUUUAUGCGAUCGUGAAAAGUGUACCACGAACGAAGUUUUUAUUGAAAAUUGUAAAUGAUCUUAAAAAGCCUUUUGAACAAUCAAGGAAAAGCAAGGACAUGCCAAAAGAAAGAAACACUAUUUAUUUUUGUCUAAUAGUGAUAACUUUUAUUGGCUUCAUUUCAAGGACAGUCAAACAUAUAGUAGACGACUACAACCCCGACAAAGACAUAAUCUGUAUUGAAUUCGGGGACACCAAUGAUGUGGAUGCUAUCAAAAGAAUCACACAUAUUUACAUUUCUUAUUGCAAUUUCGUACGAGAACUAAAUGCUUGUGAAAGUGUUCUUAUCAUGGCACACGUGUACAAAUCAGCAAUGCACCUUAUUGGAAGCCUUAUCUUACUGGCCUUCUCUAUUUUAUCUUACUUUGAGUACAGCUCUUCUCAGCUUUGGAUCAACCGCGCUCUUUACUUUAGCUCCAUGAGUAUAUUUUACAGUAUGUUGUUGUUCCUACUUGUAGAACCGUCAUAUCAAGCGAACAUUGAGAUUAAACAAACCUAUCUCCUCGUUGGCAAAGAAUUAAACAAAGCAUUGGAACGUAACGAUGUGAUAGAGAUGUCGGAACUGCGGGCAUUGUUAAAACAGCUUCGUCUCAAUCGACCAUUUUACAGUGGAUUUGGAUUGUGCAUGUUGGAAAGACCUCUUCUGACGACUGUACAAAUAAUAAGAUCAUCUGAGAAAGAAGAUAAACGAAUCAUUGCGCAUCUAGUGAUACCGGCGGCUGUGUUUAUUUUUAUGUUCAGAAUCCUGAAAUUCAUCAGGGACAGAAAUCAUUUUGGAGAAGACCUAUUCCGACAGGCCAAGCUGUUCCUAAUGAUUCUAUUCAUUCGUUGUACGAUCGAUCUUAUCCUUCUUCAAUUUGUUGUUGUGGCUUUAUCCAUCAACAUGUUGCUGCUAGCCUUAUAUGAAGAUCUUCGGCAACUGGCUAACAAUAUUCAGAAAAUUCGCGAAAUGGCCCGUACCUACGUGACGUAUUGUGGUUUAGUACGUGAAUUGAACGACUGUGACAACAUUCUCCUGCUGGCUCAGCUGUUCAGGCUGACCAUGCACUUGGCCGGCAACCUUGUUGCUUUUCUGCUGUUCCUCUCGUCGCAUUUCACCAACCUGGAUCUGGACGCGCGGGUUUUCAUGAUAUGCUACAACAGCUUUGGAAUGAUGUUCUAUGGAAUUUUAAUGGUGUUAGUAGUCGAACCAUCUUAUAGAGCAGAAAUUCAGCUCAAGAAAAUCAAACUUCUAAUUGAUAAGACAAUAUGUCACGUUUUAGAGAAAAAAGCAUUCGAAGAAUUCACUGAACUGCAAAUUCUGUUGCGACAGCUGCAUCUCAAUAAGCCAGUUUACAAAGCGUGCUGUGUAUUCACCCUAAAGAGACCGUUUGUUAUUACUGUGUUUGGUGGUAUUGCUACGUUCUUGGUACUAGUCUUUCAAUCAUCUCCCAUUACAUUGUUCUACUAA